AUGACAAAAACCAAACCAUUCAGCGUGAAGGAAAAGGCAGAGUUCAAUCAAUACUGGUAUUCUCCCAAUACCAUCGAGACUCUCGUAGGCGAACUGCUAUCUAUUCAUCAGCACAAGAACCUAGAUGAGCCUCUACGUGUUGCCUGCCUCUCAACACCUAGUGUUUACUUCACAGUGGCCGCAGCGCCCGAGCUCUCGGACAAGCUCGAGUGCUGGUUAUUCGAUUUCGAUACCCAUCUACUGCAAGGUGAGAAGUGUGUCAAGUUCGACUAUCGAAAGCCCAAGGAGAUAGCCGAAGAUCUGCAGCACACUUUCGACUGUGUGGUCAUCGAUCCUCCCUUUAUAACAGAAGAAGUUUGGAAUAACUACGCCGAAGCUGCGAAGCUGUUGGUCUCGACUGAUGGGGUUUUCAUCGGCUCGAGCGUCCGCGAGAAUGGAGACUUGCUAUGGAAGCUGCUUGAGAUGACGGCAGUACCGUUCCAGCCAUCGAUACCAAAUUUGGUGUAUCAGUACGACUUCUUCACAAACUACGUCUUGGAAGGUCCGUUCAGGCAUAUCAACAGUGAGGUGUAG
This is a messenger RNA of Perkinsus marinus ATCC 50983, 573 nucleotides long. RefSeq lists its product as hypothetical. Bases 1 to 573 code for a protein of 190 amino acids. Gene Ontology annotation, biological process: methylation. NCBI's taxonomy places the organism in Eukaryota, Perkinsozoa, Perkinsida, Perkinsidae. The transcript has a single exon. The record is from RefSeq and is a predicted model, not a curated record. Gene Ontology annotation, molecular function: nucleic acid binding; protein-lysine N-methyltransferase activity.